AUGGAGGAGAGUCUGAUUCCUGGAUUGCCUUAUGACGUGAGCUUGCAAAUUAUGGCAAGAGUGCCAAGGCAAUUUUACUCUCAACCUAUGUCCAAGGUUUCUCUCUCCUGGAGGGAUGCCCUAACAAGUCACGCUCUUUUCGCCCAGAGAAAAUUGCUACAGCUAACGGAACCGUGGCUUUACAAAGCUGUGGUGUGCGAGCAUGAGAAUCGAACCUCCAUCCUCUGGUUCGCCAGGAAUGCAGCUGUACAACAUUCAGAGUGGUGGUCGUUGCCGUUAAUGAGGGAAGAUCACAGGCCAAUCUGUGGAUUCAGCUGCGCAGUAAUUGGUGAGCUACUGUUUGUAAUUGGCGGCUGUGAAUGGCAGAGCAAUUGUACCAGUUUUCCGGCGACCAACAAAGCAAGCGUCUUCAAUGCCCGGACAAAUCAGUGGAGUUGCGUGGAGGGCAUGAGAGAUGCCCGGGCAAAUUUCGCCUGCGGAGUAGUUAAUGGUAAAAUAUUUGUUGCAGGUGGAGACAAGUCUGUUGAUGUGGGUACCCAGAAUUUUUAUGGGAUGGAGGAUUUCACGGACUGUAAUUGUCUAAAGUCGGCGGAAAUUUACGACCCAUUGACGAAGAAGUGGGCGGGUGUGGGGAAUAUGAUUCAUGUCAUGCAUUUCGUUAGCGGGCGUGUGGAAAACGGCAGAUUGUUGGUUUGUGGUUUCGUUUGUGAAGGGGAUUUGCAAUUCUGUGAAGUGACAGAGGUAUGGGAAGAAACAGAGAUGAGGUGGGUACAACUUCAUCUGGAAAGUCCAACUGAUAUUUCCAUGUAUGACUCUGGUGUCAUCACAAUCUUGUCUAAUAGCUGCCAACCAGAGUCUUAUGGAUUGAUUGAAAUGGAAAAUGAGGAAGAGGUAAAUGAUUUUGGAGACGGGUUAUGUGAAUGUGAAGGGUAUCGCCAAGCCUGCCUUGUAAUAACGCUGUGA
Messenger RNA from Cryptomeria japonica (Japanese cedar), 963 nucleotides. Its product is annotated as F-box/kelch-repeat protein At1g16250-like. Bases 1 to 963 code for a protein of 320 amino acids. The record is from RefSeq and is a predicted model, not a curated record. Gene Ontology annotation, molecular function: protein binding. The transcript has a single exon. Lineage: Eukaryota; Viridiplantae; Streptophyta; Pinopsida; Cupressales; Cupressaceae.